Arabidopsis arenosa is the source of this 898-nucleotide messenger RNA. NCBI's taxonomy places the organism in Eukaryota, Viridiplantae, Streptophyta, Magnoliopsida, Brassicales, Brassicaceae. The record is from the annotation of a GenBank genome assembly.
AAGCGGUAAAUCGAAUUGGUGAGGUCGAAUUUGACACUGAAGUAAGAGCUCGGUGAGACUUCAGUUAAAGAUAGUCUUCAAAUCAUCAAGAUUACCGCUUGUUUAUUUUAUAUGGUUGUAUUGUUGUGAUAUGGACAAGGCAUGUGUUUGAGAGAGCUAGUGUCCUUAAAGGUAUCUCUAACCUCGUGUCUAAAUAUAAGUUAAGAGCUAAGAGAAGGAGAACAAGAAGAUGUUGCAUUUAAGCAGGCAAGGCUUAUGUACUUCUGGGGUAGAGCCAAGUUGCACGGUGAGGAAGAAGAUAUUUGAGAUGAACGUUUGCAGUUUUGGAUCAGCCAUAGUGAAGAGAAAACUAGGAAUAGAGGAGAUCUGUAGCCACCGAGAUGGAGACGCUAGCUCUUUUUUUCCAUCACGGCGAAAAUUGCAGGUGGAGAUCUACAGUGAGCGAGCGAGAUGGGACACACAUUGCUGUUCGUAUUUGGGUAUUGACUCGAACCAAAAAAAUUUCAAUUUUCGUUGCAUGAUGGAACACGUUGUCCAUUAGUUCUCGAUGUUGAUGUUCUUAUUUGUGUUUCGUUGCUUUCUGUAACUACUUUGGUGAUAUAUGAGUUGCGAGUAAAUGAAGACUAUGGAGGAUAAUAUGUGAUUUUGUCACUGUAGUUUUCUGAAAUUAAGCUGUUAAAGAUGAAGGCUGUUUUGGGAGUCACAUGAGACUUUGGAAGAGCUGCAGAGAUUUUGUCAUCGUAGCUAUUUUGGAAUCUUUAUUUUUCAGGUGGAGGUUCCUUUGCAAGUAUGAUAUGAAUAUGGAGAAGGGAAGAGAAAUGUUGGCAUUGGAGAUAUCCAGAAAAAUAAGAGUAACAGAUACAGAGAAUAUGGAGUGAAAUAAUUCCGUUUAAACAUU